ACAGUUCAGAACACGGGUGGUUGGUGCACACAGCGGGGACAGUUCAGAACACGGGUGGUCGGUGCACACAGCAGGGACAGUUCAGAACACGGGUGGUCAGUGCGCACAGCAGGGACAGUUCAGAACACGGGUGGUCAGUGCGCACAGCAGGGACAGUUCAGGACACGGGUAAGUCUGUGCGCACAACAGGGACAGUUCUGGACACUCACGGUAAGUGGCUUGCAGACCCUCAGCGGCAGGUGGCUCCAGACAGGGACAACCAGCGGUCAGCGUUCCAGGGAUGACCAGCGAUCAGCAGACAGCAUCCAGGGACGUGCAGCCACG
This is a messenger RNA of Staurois parvus, 324 nucleotides long. The record is from the annotation of a GenBank genome assembly. NCBI's taxonomy places the organism in Eukaryota, Metazoa, Chordata, Amphibia, Anura, Ranidae.